Molecule: messenger RNA, 2102 nt
Organism: Perca flavescens (yellow perch)
Lineage: Eukaryota; Metazoa; Chordata; Actinopteri; Perciformes; Percidae
Product: gamma-aminobutyric acid receptor subunit rho-1
Exons: 10
Coding region: 129-1523 (464 amino acids)
Biological process (GO): monoatomic ion transmembrane transport
Cellular component (GO): membrane
Molecular function (GO): transmembrane signaling receptor activity; extracellular ligand-gated monoatomic ion channel activity
Source: RefSeq, a predicted model, not a curated record
AAUCAUGUAUGGAAUCCCACUAUGUUUAAUGCACGAAGUGAGAGCGGAAUGCGCGUCCUGUGCGGGAAAGGUUGUGGGAGUAACCUGCGGUUUUGAGACUUUUGGAGAGAGCUGGGACGCUGGGCAUCAUGCACACGGAUGUGGUGCUGGUCAACCUGCUAGUUUGGAUGGUCGGUGUGUCCGGGCAAAUACUGCAGCAAUGCAGACACAGAUCGAAAAGAGAAAUGCCUCUAACAGAAGGAUCCAGUCGCAAUAUUGGCAGCCCCCUGUUCAAGAGGAGUCCAGAUAUAACUAAAGCCUGGGGUACAAAGUCAGAGCAGCUGCUAAGGAUAGACGACCAUGACUUUACAAUGCGACCAGGAUUUGGAGGGCCUGCAGUCCCUGUUGGAGUGGAUGUUCAGGUUGAAAGUUUGGAUGCUAUUUCAGAGGUCGAUAUGGACUUUACUAUGACCCUGUAUCUGAGACACUACUGGAAAGAUGAACGUCUGUCCUUUAGAAGCAACAACAACCUGAGCAUGACCUUUGAUAGCCGCCUGGUGAAGAAAAUCUGGGUACCUGACCUGUUUUUUGUCCACUCUAAGAAGUCCUUCACCCAUGACACGACCACUGACAACGUCAUGCUGCGACUUUACCCAGAUGGCAAAGUCCUCUACAGCCUCCGGGUGACAGUCACAUCGAUGUGUAGCAUGGAUCUGAGUCGCUUUCCUCUCGACACACAGACAUGCUCUUUGGAGAUAGAGAGCUAUGCGUAUACAGAUGAUGACCUGAUGCUGUACUGGAAGAAAGGGAACAGGUCAUUAAACACAGAUGAGAGAAUUUCUCUCUCCCAGUUCCUCAUCCAGGAGUUCCACACCACCACCAAGCUGGCCUUCUACAGCAGCACAGGCUGGUACAACCGUCUGUACAUCAACUUCACUCUGCGGCGUCACGUCUUCUUUUUCCUGCUGCAGACCUACUUCCCAGCCACUCUGAUGGUCAUGUUGUCCUGGGUGUCCUUCUGGAUCGACCGCAGGGCCGUCCCUGCCAGAGUGCCACUAGGUAUAACUACGGUGCUCACCAUGUCCACCAUCAUCACUGGAGUCAACGCCUCCAUGCCCAGGGUGUCGUACAUCAAAGCUGUGGACAUUUACCUGUGGGUCAGUUUUGUCUUUGUGUUCCUGUCGGUGAUAGAGUACGCUGCAGUCAACUACCUGUCUACUCUAGAAGAACGCAGGGAGAAGGCACUCCGAGAGAGGCUGUCAUGUACCUGUGGUAUUGCCCAUCCUGGCAUGAUGUCAGCCAGCUACAGUGAGGUGAACGCCAACACUACAGUGAACUAUGGCAUGCCAGAAGUGAACGGGGUGAAACAACAGAGGAUGAUGGUGGAGCUGGCGAUGGAGAACGACCAGGUCACUGGCCACGUUGGCUCCAACGCUUACAGCAACGUCUGGAUCGACACGCAUGUCAUAGACAAGUACUCCCGGGUCCUCUUUCCUGGAUCUUACAUAUUUUUCAACAUCAUCUACUGGUCUAUUUACUCCUAACACAGAUGGGACUCAAACAGACCUGUGGGUAACCGAGGUCUGAACACUUUGAGCAAAAGUGUGAAAAAUCUGUGGAGACUCAGAUGGUCCGGUGAAUGAAUGAACAACACACAGCACAGCAACACGAUCCACACUAGCCCAACGCAAGUAGCGCAUUGGAACUGACUGCCAAGCUAACUUAUGCCACUGCCGGCCAAAUUGAGAAAAGAAAAGCCACUGACCUACCUUACAGGUUCCAGACGAGGCGAGUGGAGGGUCCGAGUUUUAAACUGAUUAGGUGUAAUGUUUUCAUAACUUCCACUUCCUGUUAAUACGUCUUUUUAUUUUGGAAUUUACCGAAACGGCAGUUUCACAGGAUCUGAUCAAACUUUCAAAGUGGUAGACAUGUGACAUCAUUUCUACCACAAGCUACUUUCAAAUUUUACAAGCUUGGUCUGUGCCUAGCUGUGACAUUAGGUGCUUAGCAAAGUUAGAUUAUUUCACCUGUAGUAUCUUUACUCGUUGAUGCCCGGAACAUUGAAGUUAUUUUGGAGCAUUUUGCUGCCUCCUCCUCCAUCAUUUUUUUCCUUUUGAGUCUGA